This is a messenger RNA of Effrenium voratum, 1683 nucleotides long. NCBI's taxonomy places the organism in Eukaryota, Dinophyceae, Suessiales, Symbiodiniaceae. The record is from the annotation of a GenBank genome assembly.
GUCUUCUUGAUGCAGGUGCGUCUUCCUUGCCCGCAUCGCGGGCAGCCCACGCAACUCAGAUGGCCUAGCCAUGUCGAAGAGCCCGCGAAAGCCCGGCUUCGCCGUGCAAGUGAACGUGCGAGUGAAGCCCUGCGAAGGGGGCAGCUUGCCAGGUGAGAUCGGCUCCUUCCGCACCCUGGGCUCCGAGUGCAGCCAGGAGAGCGCCUUCGACACCGUCGCGCCCGCCUUGUGCGAGAGCUUCCUGCAGGGCUGCAACUGCACGCUGUUUGUGUACGGCCAGACUGGGAGCGGCAAGACCCACACCCUCUUCGGCCCUCCCAGCUGCUUUGCCCGGCAUCUGCUUCAUGAAGCUGGGCAGGAGGGCCAGGACUUUCCGGCCGCCUGGGGCGUCUUCCCCCGCGCGGCCAUGCAGUUCCUGCGGCAGGGGCCGCUCACGGCCAGCGUGGCGGAGGUGUACAUGAACAACUGCUUUGACCUGCUGAACAAUCGGAACCAGGUGCAGGUGGCUGGCUCCAAGAAGUGCAGCAUCGCCGCCCACGGCCCGGAGUUCUUCUCCAAGGAGAUGUCGAGCUUCAAAGUGGCGGGGCAGACUCAGAUGACCCUGCAGAACUUGCAAGACGUGUUGAGCCUCAUGUCCAUCGUGGACGGCUCCCGGACCACCAAGUCCCAUGCCAUCAACGACCGCUCCAGCCGCUCCCACUGCAUCGUGACCGUCACCACCCCCCGCACCGGAGGCAAGUUCCUCUUCGUGGAUCUCGCAGGCUCUGAGCGCAUCGCCAAGUCGCUGGCGCCGGACAACUUCUUGGCCAACUCAGCGGGACAUGUCCUGGACAUCCGGGCCGAGGAGGCGAAAAAUAUCAACCUCUCGCUGACCGCCCUGGCGCGGGUCAUUGCAGCGCUGGCCAAGAGCUCGCCCUUCGUGCCGUUCAGGGACUCCGUGCUCACCAUGAUGCUGAAGGACAGCCUCGCGGGCAACUGUCGCACCGCGGUGGUGGUGACGGUCUCAGAAGAUCCCCAACACCAGGAGGAGACCAUCUCCAGCCUCGGCUUUGCACGGCUCUGCCAGAGCGUGAAGACAGAGGUCACCCAGCUGAAAGCACGGGACGCUGGUGACGUUGUCAAGGUGCGGCAGCAGCUGCAGCAACUGGAGCAGCAGCUGGCGGAGUUGGAGGCCAAAGGCGGCGCAGGCGGCGCGCCUCGGACGGAGCCGGAGCCGGAGCCGGGAGGUGAAUCCCAGCUUCCCGAAGACCACCCGCGAGGGCUUCGUGGCGAACCAGAGGAAGCUGAUGGAGCAUAUCGGGAACCUCCGGUCCUGCCAGGCAGCGCUGACGGAGUUGAAAGCCGCCAAGAAGGAGGACAGCGCGGAGUUCCUGGAGAAGAGUCAGCAGCGGUCCUACGAGGAGUCGCAGAUCACCAACCUGAAGGGUAUCCUGAUCCGCUCCCAGUCCACCGGGGUCUGGAAGGAGCCCAGCAAGCCCUACAUCUACAAGCUGGCUGCCAAGCGAGAGUUGCAGCACGAGCUGGCAGCGUUGGGUGAACAUGUACAGGUCCAGGAUAGCUUUGUGAUGACGUUAAAGGACCUCCUAUCAUGAAAGGAGGUGUGGCAAUGUUUUUUUUUUUUUUUUCGUCACAGCUCAGCUCCAAAGGAGAUUGAGGUAUGACAAGGUUGCCAAUGGAGAGAAA